Messenger RNA from Sparassis crispa, 1446 nucleotides. Its product is annotated as Putative 6-phosphofructo-2-kinase/fructose-2,6-bisphosphatase. Gene Ontology annotation, molecular function: 6-phosphofructo-2-kinase activity; ATP binding; fructose-2,6-bisphosphate 2-phosphatase activity. Gene Ontology annotation, biological process: fructose metabolic process; fructose 2,6-bisphosphate metabolic process. The coding region runs from base 1 to 1446 and encodes 481 amino acids. The transcript is spliced from 10 exons. The record is from RefSeq and is a predicted model, not a curated record. Gene Ontology annotation, cellular component: cytosol. NCBI's taxonomy places the organism in Eukaryota, Fungi, Basidiomycota, Agaricomycetes, Polyporales, Sparassidaceae.
AUGGUCGCACCACUAUACACGACAGACUCUGGCCUGCUCUUCCACGCCGGUAAGAUCCUCGUCCUCACAGUAGGUCUUCCGGCGCGGGGCAAGACCCACAUAUCGCGAGCCUUGGAGCGCUACCUGCGGUGGACUGGUGUGAAGACCCAAGUCAUUUCUCUGGGCGACUACCGGCGCAAGGUAUUGGGGGGUGCGCAGAAGCUUCCGCCAGACUAUUUCACUCUAGAAGGGAAGAAGAGCCCCGAGACGGUCGCCCUGCGGAAGACUGUCUUGGACGGCUGUGAAAAGCUCGUCUGGGACUUCUUCAAUGCAGGAGGUCAGGUGGUCAUCUAUGAUGCCAACAAUGGCAGUCGCGAGCGGCGUCAGUACAUUGCCGAGAAGUUCAGCGAGGUGGGGAUUCAUGUUGUCAUGCUAGAGUCGAUAUGUGAUGAUGAAGAAAUUAUUCUCUCAAAUAUCCGCAGUGUCAAGAUCUCUUCUCCUGAUUACCGUGGGUGGGAUCCAGAAAAGGCUGUUGCUGACUACUACGGUCGCAUACGAGAACAUGAAAUUCAUUAUGAACCCGUGGAAGAGACGACGUGGCCUUUCAUUCGUAUCAUGAAUGUGGGUGAGAAGAUUAUGGUCAAUAAUAUUCGUGGUUACUUGCAGACGAGGAUAGUCUUCUUCCUGAUGAAUAUCCACAACAGAUUUAGGACGAUUUACUUCGCCCGGUCCGGACAGUCUCUCAUAGAACACUCCUACAAAGCUGACUCUGACCUCUCCCCUGCCGGCUGGGAAUAUGCCGAACGCCUCAAAGAAUUCGUGCUCGAGAGACGAGUCAAGUCUCUGGAGCAAAGGGGAAUUGAUCCUACAACCCGUCGGCUGGUCAUCUGGACCUCCACCCGCCGCCGCUCGCACCACACAGCAUGGCCGUUUCUCAGUACCCCAGAACACGACUCAUCCCCGCCAGCGAGGGUGAAGGUUGUCGAGCGGCCGCAGAUGUCUGAGAUCAACCCCGGUGUCUGGGAUGGCCUGUCUCCCGACCAGGUGCGGCGAUACUACCCCGACGAGUGGGAGCGGUUCGCCAACGAUCCGUAUGCCUACCGGGCUCCCCGUGCAGAGAGCUACCAUGACCUCUGCGUCCGACUAGAGCCCACCCUCAUUGAGCUCGAGCGCGAGCGCGAGGACCUCCUCAUUGUCGGGCACGCGUCCGUCAUCCGCUGCAUGCUGGCGUAUCUCAUCGGCCUCCCCGCCUCGGAAAUCCCUGCCAUAGAGGUCGCUCGCGGAGACCUGCUCGAGGUCGUUCCCACCUCGUAUGGCGUGUAUAGCCAGGCUUACCACUUCUGGGACGGCCCUGGCAGGAGUGGCACAAAUGGGGUAGGCAAAGACGAUCAGAACUUCUACGAAAACUACGCGGAAGACACGCAAGGGAAGAGAAGGCCGGAGAUAGAGGAGGCUACGAUCGCAUGA